Molecule: messenger RNA, 453 nt
Organism: Drosophila willistoni
Lineage: Eukaryota; Metazoa; Arthropoda; Insecta; Diptera; Drosophilidae
Gene: mRpL55
Product: 39S ribosomal protein L55, mitochondrial
Exons: 2
Coding region: 82-405 (107 amino acids)
Biological process (GO): translation
Cellular component (GO): mitochondrial large ribosomal subunit
Molecular function (GO): structural constituent of ribosome
Source: RefSeq, a predicted model, not a curated record
CGUGUAUGGCAAUGCUGUUGUUGGUUUAUCUCUAUUACGUGAAGUCCACAACAUUUAAUUAUUGUCGAUUUUUUAAUUAAAAUGCUGCUGAAAGAAAUGCCUCAAAUGCUGCAACAGGUGCGCACCCUGUCGUCCGCCACGGCUGUGGUGACUCGUCUUCAUCGGUCGGUUUAUUGCCGUCUGUAUCCCACAGUUGUCGUUCAGCCGGAUGGCUCAACCAUAAACAUACGUUACCAGGAACCACGAAAGAUUAUUAAAUUACCCCUGGACUUGAACACUUUGUCAGAAUCGGCGCGCAAAGCUCGCCUAGAAGCACGGAAACCUCGCAAGAAGGUUAAGAUUAUGGAAGAAGUGGAGGAUAACUUUAAUGCCAAGAAGUAUAUGAAGUUUAUUAAAAAGAAAUAGAACUUGUCUUAUGCACAAAAUGAAUUAAACUGUUAAUUUGGUAAAGUA